Thecamonas trahens ATCC 50062 is the source of this 1062-nucleotide messenger RNA. RefSeq lists its product as uncharacterized. NCBI's taxonomy places the organism in Eukaryota, Apusomonadida, Apusomonadidae. The transcript has a single exon. The record is from RefSeq and is a predicted model, not a curated record. The coding region runs from base 1 to 1062 and encodes 353 amino acids.
AUGGAGCGAGGUGAGGCACGCCGGUAUCUCUGGCGGGAGCUGUCGCCGCUGGACUUGCAGGCGCUGGGGCGGGCGCCGGUGGUCGACGCUCUCCACUUGGCGGGCAUGCUCCGUAUUCCGACCAAGAAGGCCCUGACAGACUCGUGGACGGCCGCCACGCUGGAGUAUCUGGCCUCGGUCCUGGUCUUUGCCCGCGAGGAGCAGCUGACUGCUCCCCAGACCUCGGUCGUCUUUGCUCUCGUCCGUGAGCUGCAUUCUCGCGCCACCCGCGAUGCCGCCCCGCUCGCUGAUGUGGUUGCUCUGGCCAAGUCCGUCCUCGCUGCGCACGCGCGCAGGGCGCCCGGUCUGCCAACUACUCCCGCUACACCUGAUGCUGCUAUUUCGGACGAUGACGCUGUCGACGGCGACGACGCGAGUGACGCCAAUGACGGGAACGCCCCCGCUGCCGCGGAGCUGUUCUCCCUGUCCGAGAUCAAGAACAUCAUGGCGUUCCUCUCGUCGACGCUCUUUCAGCACUACAAGCUGUUCCAGUUGGCAGCUAGCACGCCGCAGCCACAAGUCAUCACAUCCGAGGAUGUGCUCGUCGAAGUCCCGGCCCGUCCUCCGCCGCUCGCCGACGCCGUACUUCGCGACGAGUUUGUCAAGUCGCAGGCCCGCAAGCUCGAGGAUCUCAACACAAUGGUCGAAGCCGCAUCUCGUGGCCAAGCUCUUCAGGCCCAGCUGGAGAGCUAUCUCGAGAAAGCGCGCCCGCUUCUUGCUGCGCUCACCGUCUCACACUCGACCGCCCAGCUGCAGGCUCUGCUCGAGGCCAACGUCGCCGAGUUCUGCGCGCUGUACAAGGCUGGCGUCUCCGAGGCCAUGGCGGCCCGCGAGGCGGCUCUGCUGGCCAAGCUUGCCGAGCUUCCGGUUGCUGCUCCAUCGCAUCGCUCGCACAAGUCGUCGCGCGCUAUGUCGCCCACUCCUGGCGCGGCUGCUGCCGCCGCUGCCGCCACCGCCGAUGAUGCCGCGCCAACCAAGGACCGCAAGUCGUCGUCCAAGCGCAAGAACAAGUCUCGGCAAUGA